This is a messenger RNA of Eupeodes corollae, 4198 nucleotides long. It is a transcript of the gene PAN2, whose product is annotated as PAN2-PAN3 deadenylation complex catalytic subunit PAN2. Gene Ontology annotation, molecular function: poly(A)-specific ribonuclease activity; protein binding; nucleic acid binding. Bases 126 to 3845 code for a protein of 1239 amino acids. The transcript is spliced from 19 exons. The record is from RefSeq and is a predicted model, not a curated record. Lineage: Eukaryota; Metazoa; Arthropoda; Insecta; Diptera; Syrphidae. Gene Ontology annotation, biological process: nuclear-transcribed mRNA poly(A) tail shortening; mRNA processing. Gene Ontology annotation, cellular component: PAN complex; P-body.
UAUUUUGUUUUGAGUUUUGAUUUUGAGUUUUGACGUCGAAACGAAAAAGUGGAAAGUUGGCUCGAAUGCAACAAAAGAUUUUACAAUUAGAUUUUCGAUAUUUUUUGCCUGAAAUUCCGUAAAUAAUGGACUUUGUUUAUGUUGGCGGGGAUCCAAUAGUCCAGCCAGAUGAUAUCCUAUCCAUAUCAAAUGUUUAUGAUGACCCAAAUGGCACUGGACACUAUUCCCCGAGCUUUGGUGGAUUCAAUGUGGUCUCCUCGGACGUUGAUUACGUGGAACUGGUUCCCAUAUUGGCUGAUGGCGGUGAAAACUUUGGAGUCUCAGCAAUUGCAUUCGAUGACUAUGAGGAAUUGGUUUGGAUGGGAAAUCAAGGGGGACACGUAACAUCUUACUAUGGCGGUAGCUUGCAAAAGUAUACAUCGUUUCAAGUGCAUGCCACUGAUAUUGUACGGCAAAUUACAACUAAUGAUUCUGGUAUCUUGGCACUAACCCAAACAUCACUGCGUCAUCAGAUUCGACGAGGUAUUCCAAAGUUUACACACAGAUCUAAACACAUGACAGAGAUGGUGUGUAUGCAACAAAUGUCUCCACAUAGACUUGUCAUGGCCGGUUUACAAGAUGAGAUGAUUGAUCUUGAUUUGAUAACAUUGAAGGAAACUAAGUUGCAACAUGUUGGAACAGCGGGCUGCACUGUGCUUCGAAAGAAUUCUCGUUAUCUAUUCGCUGGCGAUCCAUUCGGUACGGUUACGCUUCGCGAUAUCAAUUCCCUGAAUGUUGAGCAUACAAUCAAGACUCACGCUGGAAGUCUCUCGGACUUCGAUGUACAAGGCAAUUAUUUGAUUUCUUGUGGAUUUAGUGGCCGUCAGGGAACAUUAUCUGUCGAUCGGUUCCUGAUGGUUUUUGAUCUAAGAAUGCUUCGUUUAGUUUCACCAAUUCAAGUUCUUAUUGAACCGCAAUUGUUGAAAUUCCUGCCAUCGCAGAGUUCUCGACUAGCUGUUGUAUCUUCGUACGGACAGGUUCAAUUGGUGGACACAGUUGAAUUGAGUGAGCCCAAGGUGUGUAUGUACCAAGUGAACACAUCCGGCAGCCAAUGUCUAUCAUUCGACAUCAGUUCAUCAUCGCAAGCAAUGUCGUUUGGGGAUCAAUCUGGGCACAUUAGCAUACUUGCAUCGGUCAACAGUCCGCAACCACAGUUCAAUGCAUUUUCUCGCGACACCGAGUUUGCUGAUCCAGUUGCCCAGCUUCCCAUGGUUCCCAUAACCGAUACGAAUUUCCCUCUGUCUUCAAUUGUUUUGCCCCAUUUGGUUACUGGCACAAGGUGGUUCAGUGAUUGGCCUGAGGAAUUGCUACGUUAUCAAUAUCGCCGGCCAAAGCCCAUAGACCAGGAUAUUUUGGCAACAAUGAAAAUGCAAGGACCCAUUGGUUAUUCCCCAAAUCCUCGACUAGUAAGACGCAACCAAAUACCAUACGUGAUGGAAAUUAACGGCGGAAACUCAACUAAUGGAAAUGGCAUUCAAAAUUCGAACAAGACAACCGAAAAUGGAGUGAAAAUUAUACCAAGGAGAUACCGAAAAGUCGAUAUGAAGUACACAAAGCUCGGUACUCAAGACUUCGAAUUCGAGCAGUACAAUCAAACUUGUUUCGCUGGCCUCGAAGCAACAUUGCCUAAUUCGUAUUGCAAUUCAAUGUUGCAGAUUUUGUAUUUUAUUCAGCCAUUGAGGAAGCGUUUGUUAGCUCAUUCGUGUGUCAAAGAGUUUUGCUUAUCUUGUGAAUUGGGUUACCUAUUUCACAUGCUCGACAAAUCAACAGCUGCAUCACCAUGUCAGGCCAGCAAUUUCCUUCGUUCUUUUCGUACUGUUCCCGAAGCUUCAGCAUUGGGUUUAAUUCUAUCUGACCGUUCGUCGAAUGUUAAUCUUGUUAGUUUAAUCCAGAACUGGAAUCGGUUCAUAUUGCAUCAGAUGCAUUCAGAAAUUCUCGAUUCACAUAAAAACAGUCAUUUGAAUAGCUUACUGUUCCCAGCAACUUAUGAUGAUUAUAAAGCACUAAAUGAAAAAAGCUCAAGAACAACUAAACCGCAAUCCACGCAAGAAACUAGUUUAGAAAAACAACCUGGAGAAUUCACUCAUACAGCAGAUGAAUCGAAAGAAGAAGAACGUGAACGCAGUAAAAUUAAUGAAGAAACCGAUAUCAGUAAACUUUUUGGUACUCGUCAAAUGUGCACAAAUCGAUGUUUUAAAUGUAAUGAAGAGAAAUUCAAGUCAAAUAUACUAUUGGCAUGCGAUAUAUCAUAUCCGUCAAGUAAUAAAGAAUUGGAACACUUUAAUUUUGGUACGAUACUCAAAGGAUCCCUUGGAACCGAAAAGAACAUCCAUGCAUUCUGUGAAAGCUGUAAAAAGUUUUCACCCACAUUUCAAACAGUUAAGGUAACCGGUCUUCCACAAAUCCUUUCCGUAAAUUGUGGUUUAAGCAACGAAAAGGAUUUGUCAUUCCUUAAACGACAACUUAAUCGCAAUUUCGUAUCGACGCCCUCUGAGAGCCCGGCAAUAUUGAAUACCACCAAACCGUGUCGAUAUGGAGUGAAUUGUUCGCGUGGUGAUUGUCAUUUUGUACAUCCAGACAGAAAGUCUCCUUCAAAUGCAACAAACAAUAGUUCCCCGAAUUCUCGACAAAAUUCGUGGUUCCCUUUAAACUUUUCAAUGGCAAUAGACGUAAAUGGCGAGUUAAGUGUUCAGACUGAGAAUAGCAAUACAAAAUCUGAAGAGUCAUACAGUGAAGAUGCCGAUUCUCCUGUAAAACGUACAUCUACUCCAAUUGAUACUCCAAGAAAAAAUGUCAACGAUACUUAUAAGGAAUACUCGCUUAAAGCCGUAGUUUGUCAAAUAGAUGAUGGAACACAGAAGAAUUUAGUGUCUUUGAUUAAUGUGGGCUCCCGUGGAUCCGAUGACCAGAAUCAGUGGUAUAUUUUUAAUGAUUUUAGCAUUUCACCAGUUUCAACGCAAGAGUCUGUUUGGUUUACUUUGGAUUGGAAAGUGCCUUGUGUGCUCUUCUAUAGCAGUGUGAAUACAGAUGAUGAAUUUGAGAGUACCACUGAGGAAACUGAAAAUGAUAAAUCCUUCUUAAAUCCUUUCCUUCAGGACAUGCAUAAUCCAAUCCACCCGUCUGUUAAAAGUGAAACACUCUUCAAGCCUCUGCAACCAAAUGAAAUGCCGCAAGCAGGAGAUCUAGUUGCAAUGGAUGCCGAAUUUGUAACUCUCAAUCCAGAGGAAAAUGAAAUUCGCCCCGAUGGCAAAACAGCAACUAUAAAACCAGUACACAUGAGCGUUGCUAGAAUUUCUUGCAUUAGGGGCCAAGGGCCUGAUGAGGGAGUUCCUUUCAUGGAUGAUUAUAUAUCAACACAAGAAAAAGUUGUCGAUUAUUUAACACAAUUUUCCGGAAUUAAACCUGGCGAUUUGGAUGCGAACUUUAGCAAUAAACGUCUAACAGCUUUGAAGAACUCUUAUCAAAAACUCAAAUAUUUAGUUGACAUAGGAGUUAUAUUUGUUGGUCACGGUUUAAAGAAUGAUUUUAGAGUAAUCAAUAUGAUUGUGCCAUCUGAUCAAAUAAUCGACACAGUACAUUUAUUCUAUUUGCCACACCAUCGAAUGGUGUCCCUGAGGUUUCUAGCUUGGCACUUUUUAGGAACAAAAAUACAAUCAGAAACACACGACUCUGUCGAAGAUGCCCGCACAACUCUGCAACUAUACAAGCACUAUCUUAAGUUACAGGCCGAAAAGAAAUUCACAACAGCCCUUAAAAACUUAUACGAUCGUGGCAAACAAUUAUCUUGGAAAGUACCAGAAGAUUAAAAAAAAAACAACGGCCAACGCUUUUCAAUCCCAACGUUUACGGUUAAUUUUCUUCCAAGGACAUACAUAUAUACAUAUAAGAAACGAGUACAAACAACAAAGCUGAUUUUUUUCGUUCGUUAUUCCACAAUUUUUGAACGUUAUAGUUUUAUACAAAAACAAAAAGUUAAACAAAUAAUUAAAAAAAAAAAAACAUGUAUCAUUGGAAAAGAUAAAACAAAUUUCAAAAAUUUAAAUGAUCCUUUUGUGUUUAGUCGACGCGGUUUAUUUGUUUUUUAAAAAAAGUAUAUUUAUUUUCAUACGGACUUUCCAAUGGAUGCAAAACAAAAAUAAAUAUUUGCAAAAUAUUAAAA